CCAUGUUGUAGGAGGAAAUCCACAGCUGCUCCUCACUCACUGUCAGAUUAGACUGUAAUCCGGGCGAAGGAGGCGGAGGAGGAGACGCUGUCAAGUCGCGCUGUGCAUCUCUGGGAAAAACUCUGGCUCUUUUUAAACUCACUGAACAGACAGAGAGAAAAAAAUCUUUUUUUAAUCACUGCUUUCUUUCAUUUUUGAUGUCCAGUCCGUGGCCUGUGCACAGAAGAUGAAACGCCACUCUUCCUCGGCUCUCUUUGACUUAACGUCAAGAUGUUAGCCGGCUAACUAGCCCAAAAAAGAGCAACUAAAUCGGAUUAGCUGCUGACAACAGCCUCUCCCUCUACGUCCAGGUAUUUUUAGCUGCACUUAGGAAGGCGUAAUAACUCGGCAAACUUUAUUUAUUUUUCUUAUUUUAUUUUAUUUGUAUAGCAGAAUCAAGAAUACAACUUUGUUUGGGUUUUAUUUACUCGCUAGCAUGAGUGUUGUUUCGAGCUAGCGACUUAAUUAGCUCCUUUAAAACCACAUCAAGAGCACGAGCCACUGAGCCAGCGUGUGUGUGUGUGUUGGAAUAAACCUGCUGCCUCCGUAAAGCAACAACAGCAACGACAACAGAGACAAGACGGAGGCGCUAGCUCGUCCUCGGGCUAGCUGGCAAGACAGAACUGUCCAAGACUUGUGAACCUCGGAAGAUUUGAUAGCCGCCGGUGGACGCGAAGAUGUCCGGGAAGGACAAAGACAAGCAGGAGAAGCAGUCCACAACAGAGCGGCUGGUAAAAGCUGUGCCAUACCCGCCACAACAUAAGCUGACUACGAAAGAGCUGUAUGAAAAUGGCAAACCCAACGCGGAGCUGCUCCGCAACCACCUUGUCAAGGAGGGCAGGGUCGAGGAAGAUGCGGCUCUGAAAAUCAUCAAUGACGGGGCCAACAUCCUGCGCCAGGAGAAGUGCAUGUUGGAAGUGGAAGCACCAAUAACAGUAUGUGGUGACGUCCACGGACAAUUCUUUGACCUUAUGAAGUUGUUUGAAGUCGGUGGGUCACCCAGCAACACACGCUAUCUCUUCCUCGGUGACUACGUAGAUCGAGGAUACUUCAGUAUUGAGUGUGUUCUCUACCUCUGGUCGCUCAAGAUCAACCACCCCAACACACUCUUCCUCUUGCGUGGGAACCACGAGUGCCGGCACCUCACAGAGUACUUCACCUUCAAACAGGAAUGUAAAAUUAAAUACUCUGAACGGGUGUAUGACGCUUGUAUGGAUGCCUUCGACUGUCUGCCCCUUGCCGCCCUGCUCAAUCAACAGUUCCUGUGCGUACACGGCGGACUCUCACCAGAAAUCAACUGCUUAGACGACAUAAGGAAAUUAGACAGAUUUAAAGAGCCUCCAGCUUUUGGGCCAAUGUGCGACUUGAUCUGGGCUGAUCCUGGUGAAGACUAUGGCAGUGAAAAAACGACCGAACACUUCAACCAUAACUCCGUCAGAGGCUGCUCUUACUUUUUCAGUUACUCGGCCGUGUGUGACUUUUUGGUAAAUAAUAACCUGCUCUCAGUAAUAAGAGCCCAUGAAGCACAGGAUGCAGGGUAUCGGAUGUACAGAAAAAGCCAGACCACAGGCUUCCCGUCUUUAAUCACAAUAUUUUCAGCUCCAAAUUAUCUAGAUGUCUAUAACAACAAAGCUGCUGUAUUAAAAUAUGAGAACAAUGUGAUGAACAUCCGACAGUUCAACUGCUCCCCUCACCCGUACUGGUUACCCAACUUCAUGGACGUCUUUACAUGGUCUUUGCCUUUCGUUGGAGAGAAGGUGACGGAGAUGCUGGUGAAUGUGCUGAACAUUUGCUCAGACGAUGAGCUCAUGUCAGAGGGAGAUGACCUUUAUGAAGGCGGCACCUCUGCGAUGCGUAAGGAGGUCAUCCGGAACAAGAUCCGCGCCGUGGGGAAAAUGGCGCGCGUCUUCUCAGUGCUCAGGGAGGAAAGUGAGAGUGUGUUAACGCUCAAAGGCCUGACCCCGACUGGAACUCUUCCAGUGGGAGUGUUGUCAGGAGGAAAACAGACCUUACAGACCGCUACCAUUGAGGCAGCUAAGGCGAAAGGCUUCUCUCCGACGAGGAAGAUCCGCAACUUCGAGGAAGCGCGAGGCCUGGACCGCAUCAACGAGAGGAUGCCGCCGCGCAAAGACGGCCAGCAGCCGGACGGUACCACCGCCAUCAACACCAUCAACACCAACACUCCCAACAACAACGGCACUGGAUAGAGUCACGUAGAUUCAUCCUUUCUCUGUCUCUGUCUCUCUGUCUCUGUCUUCUGGGAGGCCGAAAUCACCAUUUUAUUCUAGAUUAUUUUUGUUUGCGUGGUUUUUUUUAGCAACAAAUGAUUGUAUGAAGACUUUCAAACGUACAAAGUACAAAAGUAUAAAAAAGUUAAUUUUAUAAAUUUGAGUUGACACACUUGGACGAAUCCCCCCCUUUUAGUCACUUUAUUAUUAUUAUUAUUACUUUUAUUUAAUUUAGUCUUUUUUUAAAUGUGGUUUCCAUGUGUCCACGGCCUCAUGUGGAUUUUAGGCGCUUUGAGAUUCUACAUUCUACGAUGCUGUGUUUGCUUAUGUAUGUUUCAGUUAUAUAUAUAUUUAUAUGUAUAUAUGUGUAUAUUUAUAUAUAUAUGUAUAUAAAUAUAUAUAUAUGUGUAUAUAUAUAUAUAUAUAUAUACACAUAUAUAUAUCUUUUUGUAUGAUUUCAAAAAGAAUAAGGGAAGUUAAAUUAUAUAAAUGUAAUAUUUUCUACUUACAGAAGACAUACAGUAUAAUCAUAUUUAUACAUUUUACACACACACACACGCAUACACACACUUUUAAUGAAUCCCCCAAAGACACUGAACGGAUUCUGAUUCAGUAUUUUCACUCUGUAGAGUAUUUUCCUCUCGUAUUAUUAUGAUUAUUAUGAUGACAUUAUUGAAGGGAAACGGUUUCAAGUGAAGGAUCCAGUGACAGUUUUGCUGUUUGGACUUCACUUGACUUCAGCGAGGACACUUAACCAAAAAAAAAAAAGGGAAUAUCCUGUCACGACAACCACUGUCGUCAACACUCCCACGACUUUGGAAGCACUUCUUCUUCUUCUACUUCUUCUUCUUCUUCUUCUUCUUCUCUUUGAGCACUGAUGUUAAGCGGAUCUUUUCUGGAGAAGAUUAAAGCACAGGGAAAGACAUUUUUCUCGCCUUCUCUCAUUUUGGACUUUAAAAAAAUAAAAGGACAAUCUAUGUUUGGAAAGUGAGAAGGAGCUGCUGGACACACCGUCCUCACAAUAGACUGAUGUUUGUUAUUACUUAGAGGAAAAAAAAGCUCAAUGUGUUUUAACAGUAUAAGUAAUUUGUUGAUGUUUUAUCGCGGACACUAAGAUCAUUUGUGUGUGCGUAUGCCCCCAAAGCCGUGUUAGUGUCUCCACCUACUGAAUUAUGAUAAUUAUGAUAAUCACACACGCGUCAGAAACAGGAAACUAAAUGAUGAUGAUGCCGUUUUUCCCAGACACGAGACCUUGGGCUCUGUUCACACCUGGCAUUUAACGUCAGUCCUCAGUGAUCAGAUUGAAUGUCGGACAGACAUAAGUUCACAUGAUACCAAUUUUUGUGUCCGAUACCGAUAUCAAAUACUGGAUUAUCUACCAAUACCGAUAUUAUUCCGACUAACAAAUGAAGUCUGAGUCAUUUCAUAAUAAUUGUCAUAAUUAUAAUUGACAAAAUUGUCCAACUGUGUAACAAAUUCUCCCAAAAAGAAGAAAUGAAACAACCCAAUCCCGCGUUAUUUUGGCCCCUGAUGUUUGUGGCUCGGGCCCAAAUAGUAAAUUCAGACCUGUACUUGGCCCCAUCUGGAUCUGCAUUAGAUCACUCAGGACUGAUGUUAAUGUCCGGUCUAAACGAGGUCUUAAAAAUGACAUUAACAGUUCUGUUGUCAUCAUUUCAACCACAGCUGAUUCUUCACUAUCAUACAUUUUUUAAGAUGGAGACCGUUUUACUCUUGCUUCCAACGCUGGUGUGUACAUUUUUUUUUAUUUUCCUUUUGUUCUGAGGUUUUACUUCACCCUCCACUCCCAAACCCUUUAAAGGUCCAGUGUGUAACAUUAUUACACUAUUAUCCAGAUUUUUAAAAAAUAAUUUUGAGUGUACAAUCACUUUUGUGUUUUCACUACCACAGAAUAAGCCCUUUACAAUGUUGGAUUACCCUUGUGUUUUUUUUUAACUAAAAACUUGAAUUUUGAUGAUAACUGAACGCCAAAAUAGUGAGAUGAUAUGAUCAGCUUCAACGUGCAACUUCCACCACUAGAUGUUGCUAGACUCUCUACACACUGUACCUUUAAGCUCUGCCUCUCCACGGACACAAGACCAACUCACCUGGUGCUUCGACACACUUGACUGUAACUCAAUGAAAGGCGAGAAAAACAAAACAACAAAAAAGAAGCUUUAAGAAUUCACUUACACUGUUUUUUGUGCCAUGCCACCAUAUGUGUGUGUGUGUGUGGAUGGUAAAAACUCACAGUUCCAGAAUUUAUAUUUACGUCAUUUACGUUCAAUAGAAUGGUAGAAAAAAAGUUUCCUAAAGACGACGAUGAUAUUUGGCUUUACGUUGUCGACUGUGACAUUAGUUUGUUUUAAUGGUUUAACUUUUACUGGCUUUACUGGGUGAGCCAUGCAGUUUGCUGACCUCCUGUUAGGUCCUUUACAUAUCCUGCAGAAUGUAAAAUAAUAAUAAUAUUAAAUAAUUAAGAAAAAGGAAUCUUAAAAUAGUUGUAAAAAUGGGGUGAAGGAGAGGGGGAAAGAAAACUGUACCGUACUUGUCAUGCAAGGCCAUGAAAUCUUUUAUGUAGUUGUACCGAUGGAAAGAAACUAAUAAAUCAAGUACAGUGUU
Solea senegalensis (Senegalese sole) is the source of this 4886-nucleotide messenger RNA. It is a transcript of the gene ppp3cca, whose product is annotated as protein phosphatase 3, catalytic subunit, gamma isozyme, a. Lineage: Eukaryota; Metazoa; Chordata; Actinopteri; Pleuronectiformes; Soleidae. Gene Ontology annotation, cellular component: cytoplasm; calcineurin complex. The transcript has 14 exons. Gene Ontology annotation, molecular function: calmodulin binding; calmodulin-dependent protein phosphatase activity. The record is from RefSeq and is a predicted model, not a curated record. Gene Ontology annotation, biological process: calcineurin-mediated signaling. The coding region runs from base 717 to 2246 and encodes 509 amino acids.